AUGAACUCGCCCAUCGCCUCGCUUCUCUGGCGCCACCUUCGAGUAUACCAGAUCUUUGGCGCCAACACGGAGGUGGGCAAGACGGUAUUCGCGACGCUCUUGAGCCGUGCAGCCAAGAGAAGGUGCCAGCAGGAGACUGUCACAUUUUUGAAGCCUGUUUCGACCGGCGCCGUCGAGGAGGCUGAUGAACGGUGCAAACACCUUCAACGCUUUGCCGCCACAACCACGCGCAAAACUCUCUUCCAGUAUCAGCUUCCCUUGAGUCCACACCUCGCCGCUCCGGCAUCUGGACAACCCGUCCCGUCGGACCAUGUCCUGCUCGCCCGGUGUCAUGACUUUGCCGCCCAAUGCGCCAGCGAGGGUCCAGGCUGGCUGUUCCUCGAGACUGCUGGCGGCGUCCACUCUCCCGCUCCAUCGGGAACAACCCAGGCCGACAUGUACAUGCCCCUUCGCGCUCCCACCGUCCUCGUCGCCGACCCUCGCCUCGGCGGCAUCUCCCAGACCAUAGCCGCCUUCGAGUCGCUUCACAUUCGAGGCUACGAUGUCGUUUCCGUCCUGCUCUUCCGCAAUGCCAAGUACAAAAACCACACUUUCCUCGCCGACUACUUCACCGAGCGCCAUGGCCUUCCUGUUACGAGCAUCGCGGAGCCUCCUGGGCGGCUGGAAGACUGCCAGCGGGACGCGGACGCCAUGGACGAAUACUACGCCUCUGGCCACUGCGAGGAGACUGCUGGCCAGAUACUGCAUCACCUAGACUCCCGCCACGCUCACCGCAUUGACUCCCUGCACUCCCUGGCUUCCAAGGCACACAAGCACAUCUGGUACCCCUUUACGCAGCACAGCCUACUAGACUCCAAGGACAUCACCACCGUUGACUCUGCUCACGGCGACUGUUUCCAGACCCUCGCACCAUCGUCUGACGCGGACCGCCAGCCUCUCCUUCGCUCUUCCUUUGACGGUUCCGCCUCGUGGUGGACUCAAGGCCUCGGUCAUUCGAACCCGAACCUCACCCUUGCCGCCGCCUACGCUGCAGGCCGGUACGGGCAUGUGCUCUUCGCCGCUUCCGCUCACGCACCCGCCUUGGAGCUCGCCGAGACGCUGCUCGACGGUAUGCGCAACCCGAGGCUCAACCGCGUUUUCUACUCCGACAACGGCAGCACCGGCACCGAGGUUGCCGCCAAGAUGGCUCUACGCGCCGCACGCCUACGCUACGGCUGGCCUGUGGAUGCCCGACUCGGCAUGCUGGCGCUCCGGGGAGGGUACCACGGCGACACCAUGGGCGCCAUGGACAUGGCCGAGCCCUCCGCCUUCAACGAAAAGGUCGAGUGGUACGAGGGCAAGGGAUACUGGUUCGACUAUCCAAGCAUCCUGUGCGUCAAUGGCGCGUGGACGGUGACGGCCCCCGCCGGCUUAACAAAGGAUCUUGGCCACCCAACGUCGUACCACUCUCUGGCUGCCAUUUUUGACCUCGACCGUCGAGAGUCACGCGGGGAACAUGAAGGGUACGAGAUGUACAUCCGGAAAGUCUUGUCCACGCUUCAGCGCCAGGGUCGCACGUUUGGCUCCCUCAUCAUCGAGCCGGUCGUCGUCGGCGCCGGUGGCAUGGAGCUUGUUGACCCUCUCUUCCAGCGGACGCUCGUCAACGUCGUCCGCCAGUCGCCGCAUCUAUUCGACACCCGCGGCGGAUCGCCCGCCUCACCCAAAGACUCGCACGACUGGAGCGGCCUGCCUGUCAUUUUUGACGAGGUUUUCACUGGCUUGUACCGCCUCGGCCGCUUCACUUCAUCUUCAUUUCUUGGCGUCCACCCUGACAUCUCGGUACACGCCAAGCUGCUCACCGGUGGCCUUGUCCCGCUCUGCGCGACGCUUGCCUCGGAGCACAUUUUCGACGCCUUCGGUACCUGUGAUAAGACAGACGCGCUGCUGCACGGUCAUAGCUAUACGGCCCAUCCUGUUGGUUGCCAGGUUGCCGUUGAGUCCCUGCGAGAGAUGCAGGCCAUGGACGCACGCGGUGCUUGGGACUGGGCCAAGGCGCAAGGGUGGCGCACCCCGGUAUUGAACGAGACUGCCGGUCCGGAUGAUCUCCCUUGGUCGGUGUGGCCUCACAGCCUGGUCACAUACUUGUCGCAGCAAAAAGCUACUGUGAAGGGGGCCUGGGCGCUCGGCAGUGUGCUUGCAAUUCACCUCAGGGACGACGCUGGCACCGGCUACAGCAGCAACGCGGCCCUGACCUUGAGGGAGGCUCUUCGAAAGGGGGUUGAGGUUGGCGCUGCUCGCCCGUGGAAUGUCCACUCGAGGGUCUUGGGCAACGUUCUGUACCUGAUGGCUAGUCAGAUGACGACGGAAACGACCAUCAAGCAGAUAGAGCGUUUACUCCAGGAGAGUCUAGCAUGA
This is a messenger RNA of Drechmeria coniospora, 2394 nucleotides long. RefSeq lists its product as uncharacterized. Gene Ontology annotation, cellular component: mitochondrion. The transcript is spliced from 4 exons. The record is from RefSeq and is a predicted model, not a curated record. Lineage: Eukaryota; Fungi; Ascomycota; Sordariomycetes; Hypocreales; Ophiocordycipitaceae. The coding region runs from base 1 to 2394 and encodes 797 amino acids. Gene Ontology annotation, molecular function: ATP binding; dethiobiotin synthase activity; pyridoxal phosphate binding. Gene Ontology annotation, biological process: biotin biosynthetic process.